Messenger RNA from Saccostrea echinata, 2598 nucleotides. RefSeq lists its product as uncharacterized. Gene Ontology annotation, molecular function: oxidoreductase activity; FAD binding. The record is from RefSeq and is a predicted model, not a curated record. Bases 49 to 1695 code for a protein of 548 amino acids. The transcript has 5 exons. Lineage: Eukaryota; Metazoa; Mollusca; Bivalvia; Ostreida; Ostreidae.
UGAAAAGAAAUGUGAAAGAAUUAAGGAUAUAAUCUUGGAUUACAGAGAAUGGAUAACUUAAUUGUUGUCACAUUCUUGGCAAGUUUUCCUGUACUUGGCCAGGCAUUGACUUCUUUCUGUUACCCUGGAAACCCUUGCUUUCCAAGUUCCAGUAUCAUCAAUGCAUUUGCUACUUCCUUACCAAAUGGUACCAUGGUAUUCCCCUCAGACCACCAGACCUACACGAAUGUUACUAAGAUGCGCAAUUUGGUUAGGACGAGUUAUCCCUUUGCUGUUGUCGUGGCGAAAACACGUGACGAUGUCAAAGAUUCCGUUGCCUUUGCUGUACAAUACAAUCUCCAUCUGACAGUUCUUGGGACAGGGCAUGAUUUCAAUGGACGUUCAACAGGGAAUAAUACUUUGCAACUUAAUCUGAGUUUGAUGAAGAAUAGAGUGGUGGAUCUUGGUUCUUGGAGACAUGAGAAUGGAACAAUAUCUGUAGGCCCUGGUAACACGUGGCUUGAUGUCUAUAGGGAGGUAGACAAGUAUGGGAGGGUGAUUGUGGGCGGCAGUGCCCAGACCGUUGGUAUGGGGGGAUACACUCUUGGAGGCGGACAUAGCCCAAUCUGUCGGUUCUAUGGAAUGGCUAUUGAUAACUUACUGGAAGUAGAAAUGGUCAUGGCGGACGGUAGAGUCGUCACUGCGACAAAAGACUACGUACACACGAUUUACAACAAUGGAAGCACAUCUAACGUUAGUGACAGUGAGUUCUUCUGGGCCAUCGCCGGUGGAGGGGGUGGUACAUUUGGAGUGUCCACCAGAUUAUUAUUCAAACUCCAUAUGCCACCAGAGAAAGUCUUUAAGCUUGUAAUAAUUUAUCCAAUGUAUACAGUAUUUGGUGAAGAUGUCUUUUCCCUAGUCUUUGAUAAAAUCAAAGAGUUAUUUACUGAUGACCUACCAAAUGAAUGGGGAGGAUAUUUAAUCUUUGACGGUAAUACCGACGAGUACCUGUCUAAGGGACACGUGACCUUUGUUUUAAAUCAUUUGGGAGCGAAUACAACGGCUUCUUACAAAUACCUUGAAAGUCUCAUAGGAUUUCUACCAACAAAGAGAUAUUUUAGUGUUACUGAGUACCAAACGUUUUUGGAAUAUGAGGAAACCAUCACUGAACAAUACCCCUAUUAUCUUGUCUUUGUUUAUAAUUCUCUGAUUCCUACAGGUAGUCUUACAUCUGACUUCAAGGAUUACAUAAAAUGGAGUGUUUUUGAGAAACCCACUUCAAAUUCUAGUGUUUCUUACACAGCUACUCUAAUUGGUGGGAAGAUGCGAGAGGUCGGACCGGAAGCCACAUCAGUUCAUCCCGGUUUCAGAAGCACCCUCCUGUCGAUGACUGGAGGUGUAGGGUUUGGAUUACCGGGGGUGCCCGAAGCUGAGCAAAUCUUUUACAAGACUGUGGAAAGAAAUAACAAAUUUGCUGCCUUUGGAAAUGGGAUGUAUCCAAACGAGGCAGCUCAGGCCACUCCUAACUGGCAGACGAACUUCUGGGGAUCCAACUACGAUCGUCUGUACCGGAUCAAACUUCGAGAAGACUCUAGUAAUGUCUUCAGAUGUGAUCAGUGCAUAGGAUCAGAAUUGAAAACGUCAAACUCGGCGACAGUCGCAAUAACAGAGGCUGUUUUUCUGCUGCCAAUACUUGAAGCUUUCUUAAAACAGUAAGAAUAAAUCAUCUGUAGACAGCAUUUUUAAAUAUUAAACACAGAGGCAUAAAAACAGGAACUGUAUAUCGACUGGACUCAUUACAUUCAAUAUAGUGAGUCAAGUAGUUUAGCACCUUGCCCUUUGGUUGUCAUUAAAUUAAUAUUCCAUGUACAUAUAUAUUGUUAUAGUUUCACCCCAAGAGUGAUUGUUCCAGGCACCUUGUGAUUAUAAGGAAAGGUUGUCUUUAGAAGUAUCACUAUGUACCACAUCAGACCAAAAAGGCCAGCAAUAACCUAUACGAAGUAUCACUAUGUACCACAUCAGGCCAAAAAGGCCAGCAAUAACCUAUACGAAACAAUUAUAAGAAAUACAAGGAGCUGCAUUCAAUAAAUCUUGUUGGAAAUACUUCGUCUUUCAGACCAAAAAAAAACUCAAAGAAGUUCUGGAUUCACGUAUUUACUUGUGAAGUGCUCUGUACAUUAUCAUUAUACUGAGAAAUUCUUCCCCAGCAGUUUCUUUGUCAUCUUCGAUGACAUAUAUAUUCAUUACAGAAAAUUGAGUUUGGGAGAAUUCUGACUUUUUUUUAGGGGAGGGGGUAAUUUGGAUUGCAAAUUCUAGCAAGAAUAUUCAGUAUUUUUUCUCUCGGUGUCUAAAAUUGUUUCCUUAAUCGGCUCUCAUGGAAGGAAUUAGAUAUUUGAAUAAAAAAUGGGAAGCUUUACAAUGAAUUCUAUUGGUAUACAUGUAUGUAUGUGCACAAGUAUUCGAAUUCUUAAAGAGAGUGUAUGAGAGUAUGACUACUAAUGUAUGAUUUAAAAAAUAAUGGAAAUUCAUAUUUUAACAUUAAAACAUGAUUACUUGAUUUUUCUUAAAUAGGCAAUUAGUACAAAAUUGUUCAUACAGUGUCUAGCUUCUAUUUACCAA